AAUUGCAUUGAUAACCUUCUUGUCAACAGAUUUCAGCAAAAAUUAUUCAGCAAAGAAGACAUGGAGUUGCUGAUUAGGCAGAAGCUGUCUGAUGCUGAGAAUUACCAAGACACAGAAGCUUUACAAGAUACUUAUAAGCUGAUUAAAUCUGCUAAUGAAGGAAAAUCAGCCCUUGAUUCCUCAGAGAGUUUCUGCUCUGACUUGUAUGUUUUAUGUGCAGAACAAGCACUUCAGAUGGGGUUUCUGGAAAUGAGCAGUGAAUGUCUACAAAUGUAUUUUAAAGAAAGACCUCCAGUUAACCAGUUUUUGGGUAGAGCAUACUUGUGUCAGAGCCAAUUAUAUACCCCUGUGUCUACUGAUAAUGUGGAACAAUUUAAAAAAUUCGUUACGAGCCUGGUGAAAUCAGUAGACUUUGCAUUAGAUGAUGGAAGGUACUAUUUUUUGAUAUAUAAUGCUUCAAUUAUCUACUGGAGGAUUAUCAGGCCAUUUUGUAAACCUGGUUUCCGGCAUUUUCUGAUUCCAAGCCUGUCUCGAAUUGUGUCUGCAUUGCAUCAUGCUGAUGAGCAAGACAAGGAUUGGACAGCAGAACUCAUGAUAGAGUUGCUUGAAUGUUUCCUGGAUGCUUCCAGAUUAGAGGAUGCCAUGAUAUUUUUGCCUACUGCAAAACAAUUCAUUAAACAAAAUGUUCCAGAGAGAUACAAAACAAUACUUUCACUAAUGGUGCGUCACAGACUAGUAGACCCUGUAGAGCUAGAAGAUGAUAUUGAAGACUCUGUUAAUUUGAAAACCAUUUAUAAAAUCCAGAAAAUCAAAGCAGAGUUCGAUGCAAAUGGGAUUCCAGAAGCAGCUGGUACAGAGUUGACUCAUAUAUAUGAAUAUAUGAAGGAGCAUAGAAGGAAACUAAGUGCUACUGAAAAAUUUUCUUUGCUGAUGGAAUUGGCUCGCCUUUCUUUGAGAUUAGGCUGUGUACCUGUUGCAUUUUCAUGCCUAUCUGACCUAAGGAAAUUUAAGAUUAAAGACCAAGGAAAACAAAUUGAAUUAGAAUGUUUGGAAUGUGACUAUGAAGUCCAAAAGCUUGGAGAUAAAAUUGCAACUUAUUCUAAAAGUGUUGUUGAGGCUCAACUAAAAGUAAUACAGAAACUGGAUCUAAUUUUAAUUCGUGCGAUUCGUCUGAAAAACGGGAAUGUUAUUCAGGCAGUCUGUGCUACCCAGUGGAAUCUCUGCUUACCGUUGCUGCAACACAACUUGCAACAACAUGUACGAAAAUCAUUGCUUGCUAUUGCUGAGAUCCUAGAAGAGAUUGACAGCACGCUAGUUCUGUUACGCUGUCAAGUUCAUAUGGAAAUUGCUCGCAUAGAAGAAAACGGAGACAUAAUUGAGGCUGCCUUGGAACAUUUGCAGAAAGCCAUUUAUCUUGAUAACAAUGGACAGUAUAGUGAAUACCUUAAAAUGGCAUUCCAUCGACUUAAUUUAAAUACCAUUUUGUACAAGUCACCAGAACGCAUAGAAGACCAAGCAUGGUUGAUGGUUGAACAGGCAAAGAAAGGAACGUCAAAAGACAGUGUGAGGAAGAAAAGGUCUUUGUUAGUGAAUGCAGGCCUUGCACUGGCUCCUGAAUCAUUUCAGAUUGUCCUGGAUAGUGAAAACGAAGCUAAAGUGGCCUCAAGUAAAAGUAAGGGUCAAAUCAGUUACCUCUGUGCAAAAGCUGAUCAUCAUAGCAGAAGUGUGCAGAAAGCAGAAGGACACCUGAAGCGAAUACAAAAUGAGAAUGACAAAGAAAGAAUCAGACUCUGGUCAGAAAUAGCAAAAACAGCACGGAAACAAAGUGUAUGGGAUGUGUGUCGAGCUGCAUGUAGAUUCUGUGUCUUAUACGAUGACAGCCAAAUGAAAAAGGAGUCAAAGCGCAAAAGAGCAACCAAGAAGAAAAGUGCAGUAGAAAAUGAGCCAGAAGAGAAUGUACAAGCAGAAUCACUCUCACCCUGUAAAGUAUUCUCUUUGGAAAAAGAUUUACUCAGAACACUAGCAGAAAUAAGAUUCAUUAAUGCAGAGGCUACUGUUCAUUUGCUAAGAACGGAAGGCAUCCAACUUAACAAUCGUGCUGUCCACCCUGGAGAUGCAAGUCAGCAAUCAACAGGACAUUCUGUGCAUCUUGAACGUGACUCAGAAUGGAAUACCUACAGCACUUGGAUCAAUGGUUUGUCUCAAUAUACUAUGGAAAACUUUCUGCGGGCUGCCAAAAUUGGAGAAGAAUUAAAUGAAGCAUGGAUUGUUCACAAUGCUGUGGUAUAUGUUUUAAAUCACAAUGAGCAUUUGAUUGCUUCAAGAAGACAAAGAGAAAUUGUGGACUCCCUGCAGAUUCUUUUUAGCACAAUUAAGAAUACUGGGCACUGUGGGAACACAACUCUAUUAGUGACCUUAUGUAAUGCUCUGGCUCGAGGCCUAAUUCUUCCUUGGAUUCCAAAACCAGUUUUCAAAACCGAUGAAAACAAAGUUACGGAAGAAGGACCUCCAAAACGUAAAAAACUGUCAAAAGUACAUGAAAAAUCAUUUACCACGUCAUCUUUGUCUGUGGAUUCAUCGGGCUUCCCUGACCUUAAAGCAGCCUUAGAGGUGUGUGAAUUUGCUAUGAAUUUGCCAAGUGGAAAUGAUGAGCUGGUGCCCAUUGCUGCACGUCAACAGGUUAUUGCUACCUGGGUGAAAGUGAAACAGUUACUUCACCAUCAGAUUGGAAGUCGGCAUGGAGCAGAAGAUGAGACUAAUGAUGAAGGGACAAGUUCCAUGACAAAAGUUUUUAUUGGUCUGGAAAUGUACUCAUGCAGUGGUUUGGGUCUCAUGGAGUUUACACUUCCCAAUUUGCCUCAGUUGUUCAAAAUGACUUUAGAAUGCAAUUGGCCAGAUCCCCUUGUGGAACUUCAGACGCUGACCAGACUUGCACAUUUUGCACUCACUGUCCAUGACCAUGAAUUAGUGAUGACAUGUUCUCAGAAGAUUUUGGAAUUAGGUGAUGAAUCACUGUACAACACAGAAGUUAAUAAACAAGGAAUGAAUGAUUACAUAGUGAGACAAGAAAUGCUAAGUAUUGCUGCUUGUACUCAAGGGAAGAGUAUAAUGGAGAACUUGGCAGGAAAAAAGCAAUUACGUUUAGUAGCAUCAAAAUCCUUUGUUAAAAGCACAAGUUAUGCAGCAGCAGUAGGGAAUCUUGCUCUUGCAAUGAUAGCAAGUAGACAUUUCUGGAAUGCAUGUUUACCUUUCAUUGGCUCUCCAAUAGACAGACAACAGCUUAAAAAUCCCACUGAAAUCAUUCUCAAAAACAUCAUUAAAGCAGCAGAAGCCAAAAACAAGCAGGGAAGGGAACGUUUGGUAUAUUUACAUCAGUGGCCUACAGCUGAAUUUCAAAGCAGCAGUUUGUCCGAUGGGCAUUUUUAUCCAGGUGCAGAUGAGGAUUUGACACUGAGAACAUUUUUGUAUAUAUUAUUAUUCCAAGUGUAUGCUGAUAAAAAUGAUUGGGAAGCAGGCCUUAAAGUGUUAGAUGAAGCCGUUCAGAUUAUCCCUCGAAGUAAACACAGACUUCCAAUUUUUAAACAUAUGUUAUUGGUGAAGGCCAGACUUGGACGUAACUAUAUAAUGGAAAUUCAGAAAUUCAAGGAUGAAAGUGAGGACUACUUAUCCUAUAUGUGGCGUCGUUUGGCACUAGUAUCAUCAGACCUUGCAGAACAGUUGUCCUGUUACCAAAACGCAAUUGAAGUUUUACAGAAAAAAGAAUUUGAAUUAAAGAAAGUUGAUAAUUUACUAGAAUUUGCAGAAUGGCUGUACUGUAACCAGUUUCCUCUUAAUGAAGCCAUUAAGUGUGUGGAUUGGGCAAUAAGUAUUUUGCUGCAUCUGAAACCUGUCACAAAGACACUUGAUGAUGAAGAUACAAGCAACGAAAUUACAGUUGGAGAUUUUAAAAACAUAAAACAGUUAGAAGCUUUACUUAGAGCUCAUACAUUAAAGGCUGUCAUUUCUGGCCAUGAUUCGCCUUCUCAUGAGCAGCACUGUUUGAUGGCAUACACUUUCGUGGUUCGCAUAUGGCAGGUUGUAUUGUCUUCAGCAGGGUCUGUUUUGAAGGCAUCAGGCAAAGCCUCCCCACCACAAGCAGUGACUCCCAAAAAACAAGGAAAAAAGGAUACAAAACGAAAUUCAUCAACAAGCCCUCCUAGAAAAGAGAAACUCUCUAAAGAUGCCAAACAGGCACAAUCAGUUGCAAAAGAGAAGCCUAAACGGAAAGGACCAAUAGAAGCCUUACCAGCAAGUGUGGAGGAAUGGGCUAGCUAUGACUGUCCGGAUGAAAUCAGGGAUUCUUUUAAACAGGACUCAAGUAUCUUUGCUCUGAGCAUCUGCAACAUUGUAGCUCCUACACGUUCCUUAUAUUACCUAGACCUGUUAUUUAAGGAGCUACAGACAAUUUUGUGUAUUCACUUAACCCUUCCGGUUCUCCAUCUGGCUGAGGUGAUUGCUCAUGAUGUCAUAGAAUGCAAAAGUCUAUCAGAUCUCUACCAUCUUCGAAUUGCUAUUGUAUGUUCAGAAUUAAAAUUGUGUCAAGCAUCAACUUAUCAUGAGAAGGCAGUAGGUGAAGUAUUCAUCAGUGAAGUAGAACAAGGAAGGUUCAGGCAUGAAAUCGCACUGAAAAAGGAGAAAGAAAUGCAGACUAAGCAGGCAGAAAAUAAAUUAUUUGACUGCGCACAGCCAGGUGAUAUGGGUCAAUGUAAAAAAAUAGUUACUGCAAAAGAGCAGAUCUUGGAAGUAAAUAGUGUGACUGGCAAAGGCAUAAGUGGCCUUUCCUUUCCAUACUUGUGGAUGGACAAAGCUGAAGUCCUAAUCCAACUGUGUUUAUAUCAGCCAGCAAGACUUUUGCUUUCAGAAGCACACCAAGCAAUCCAGGAAAUGAAUAACCCAUGUGCUAUAUCACGGUGCCUUUAUCUUCUAGCUAUGUUAGCUAACUUGGAGAAGAACCAUGGGCAAUCAAAAGCACUGCUUGAGAAGGCACAGAUGAUAGGAGGAAAUGAGCAUUUCUGGUACAAUAGCACCUUGUGUUUCACGGAUGCAAUUUUAGGGGAAGAUAAGGAAAGAAAAGAGAAAAUGAUGCAAUCUUGCCAACUUUUGCAAAAAACUGUAAAUGUCAUGAGACCAUUAUUAGUGGAGAGACCUAACAGAGCAUCUAUUGUAGGUAUAAUAAUUGCACAUCUAGAAGCCAGGAAAGUAUAUAUUCAGAUAGAUUUUAUCCAGGAUUUAAUCAAUACCAGUCCUAAGUCUGCUGGGUUGACAGGAAUGCUACUGGAACCCUAUGAUAAAUUGAUAUGCAUUGAGAAGGACUUCCUUUAUUAUGGAUAUAAAGACUGCAGUGCAAAGACCUUGAUGGCACGUGCAGAUAUUCACAGGGUGCUUGGUAAACAUGCAUCAUACACUAUAGACAAGCAGAGUCAUUACCUAGAUGCAUACAGAUCAGCUGAGGAAGCAGUAUCCCAAAUGGAAGAGCUUUUUCGGUACAUUAGUAACUUAUUUCCAGUUAAUGAGACUAGAAAUAUUAAUACUCCAUUAAUGAGAAGCAUUGCUACUAUGAAGUUGAGCCUUUUAGAGAUCAUGUUGGACAUUCUAGUUCUUAUGAACAUUGAGAAGAAAAAGAAAGAAGCAAGAGAAGGACAAAUUGAGCAAAUCAUUGAGGACUUUGUAAGAUUCACACCGGAACCUGGUACUGUGGAGCAGGCAUGGCUAACCUUAGGCCAUACCAUUAAACAUAAUAUCCAGGCUCAACUAACAAGUCUGCAGAGUCUGUAUAUGGGCUGUCUUGAUAUCAAAGCUAAAUACCUCCAUCUCAGUGGGAAGUUUCAGCGUUUACUUGCUGACCGAACUCAUCCCUUCUCUUCAGAUAUUUUCUGGUGUGAAAAUGCUGUGGAAGAAGCUAAACGUAACUCUCUGAAAUCUGCCACAGCAGAAGCAAAUCCAGAAGCAGAGCCAGUUGAUGAUAGUAACCUGGUGGCUAGUAUUUGUUCACUUACUAAAAAACAGCUUGAUGAGUACAAAAGAAAAGGCAUUGAAUUAAGGAACAGACAGGCUUGCACACAGAAAUACCUUUGUCAGUCAAGUGAAGUUUUGCUACAGUGCAUUAAUGUUGCAAUCAAUAAUAACCUUCUUAACGUCGUGGCUGCUGCUAGUUUGGAAAUGGUGGAGUGCUUAGGAAAAUUUGACCCAGUUUCAGCAACUCAGUUUUUGGCCCUUUAUCAGAGCUGUUUGGCAUCGGUGAUGAUAAAAAAUAUCCUGAUGUCAGCUAGCUGGAAUACUAGCAGUUCACAGUUGUCGGCAAUGUUGCAUCUGCAGCACUAUCUCCAACAAAGAGGAAAUACAACAAGCAGUCUCCUAAAAAAUGUGGAGCAGAGGUUAGCUGCUGUCUCAAAGGCAUGGGGAAACCUUUGCAUUUCUGCACAGCACUUUAAUAUAAUGAAUGAAUUGCCACCACAGUUUCAUGUAAUCAUUCUACAGCACUCAGAAGACAGAUCUCUCCUGUAUGGGGCAGUUGUUGAGAAAGUAAAAUCAACCAAUCCGAAGGAUCUGCGAGAACAGAAGGAAAAGGGGGGGCAGCAGAAGGAAAAGAGUGGGAAGCAGAAGGAAAAGGGAGGGCAACAGAAAGGAAAACCUGCUCAACCUACAUUACAGGCUAAAAUUGCCCGGUCCCCUGUGGAUUCUGAAGCAUUCUUUAGUUUGUUGGAGAGGGUAAAGCUUUUCAAACAGAAGAUGAAGAAACUUCGGAAGAAAAUAGCAGAAAAGCUUGAGGAAGACAAAAAUGAGUUACAACAAGGGCACGAGCCACAGAUCAAAUUAGAAAUGAUUAUAGAAGAAGAAAAUGAAAUUUGUACAUCAGAAUUCCAGGCUAUAUUAAAAGAUAUGGAAGAAUAUCUUAACCCUGUAUUGUCACAGUUUAAUUUCUCUGAUCUGAGGCAGCCAAGUCCAGCAGUUUCUCCGACUGAAUCAGUAAAAUCCAAAACUGCUGACUCAGGAAAGUCCAAAAAAGGAAAAAGUCCAAAAGGUGACUCAGGAAAAAAUAAAGGAAAUGAGUCAGGGAAACAAAAAACCAAAAAUAAGGAGAAAAACAUUACAACUCAAGCUGGUGCUCCAGAUAUGGGAGAGUGUGUGAUACUACUGGCAGACAAGUAUCUUAUGGAGCUACCUUUAGAAUCAUUGAGUAUUUUUCAAGAGGAUGCAAUAAGUUCCGUGUCCAGAGAUUUUUCUCUCCAGUUUUUGUAUAACCGCAUACAUAAAGAAGAAUCAGAAAAUGAAACGAAGAAGGAUGCAAAGGGUGCAAAAGAGCCAAAACAAAAAGGUGAUUCUAAGAGGGGCAAGCUGCAAUUUACAAUUAAUCGUGUUCUUCCACCCAACUGCAUUUCAGUGGAUAUACAUAAUGUUAAAUAUAUUGUUGAUCCAUAUAAUGAUGCAGAAGAAACAGAUCCAGAAAGUCCUAUUCAAGUGUUUAAGUCAGUCCAAGACAGAUAUGAACAAUUUACAUUACGCUGGGAUGGAGUUCUUGGUAUUACACAUGUUCCAAGUCAAGCUGAAUGGGAAUACUUAUUGAGUAACUGCAGUGCGUUUCUGUUCUCUGGAAUGGAAAGAUUGUUCGCUCACAUAUUUUUGGACAGACUGACUGCUAUGAACAUCCCAGAAUGUCAGAUCAUGAUACUUUUAGAUCUUGUGUAUACAAAAGAAAGCAGUGCACGGGUAUCAAAUCUUUAUGAAGAUAAAAGUUCUUUGCGCCUGUCUCUGGAGAUGCCAACUGAGACAGCCAUCAUUCUGAGCCUUAUUGGAGUGCGUGCCAUCAUAGCCAAUCAAUGGUAUACUUCCAUGGGAGAGAAUGCAGCAAGACUAGAAACACUGUAUGAGAAUUUGUUAAAAAUAGGCAAAACAACUGGACAGACUAUUCGUGUUCUUCAAAGGAGCAAGACCACCACUGAAGACUCACUGAAAGAGGAGACUCCUGAAGACAAGAAAGAAGAACAGAUUGAAGUGAAAAGCCCUGAUCGGCUAAGCUGUCCGGUGAUAGAGCAUUCAAAGUUUAAUACUGUUUUAUAUGGACUGCCUAACAUGAUAUUUAUGUAAUCACAAAUUGUUUUAUAGAUAAUAAGAAAUAGUUAGAGUGAAGUGUAGAAAUAUUUCUGUUGGAAGUUGUUAAAAAUAAAAGCUCACAAAAUUUUGA
Messenger RNA from Heteronotia binoei (common prickly gecko), 8221 nucleotides. RefSeq names its product cilia and flagella associated protein 46 (gene CFAP46). Gene Ontology annotation, biological process: cilium movement involved in cell motility; axoneme assembly. The transcript has 60 exons. Lineage: Eukaryota; Metazoa; Chordata; Lepidosauria; Squamata; Gekkonidae. The coding region runs from base 61 to 8124 and encodes 2687 amino acids. The record is from RefSeq and is a predicted model, not a curated record.